Molecule: messenger RNA, 3560 nt
Organism: Salvelinus fontinalis (brook trout)
Lineage: Eukaryota; Metazoa; Chordata; Actinopteri; Salmoniformes; Salmonidae
Gene: azin1b
Product: antizyme inhibitor 1b
Exons: 12
Coding region: 398-1714 (438 amino acids)
Biological process (GO): negative regulation of protein catabolic process; positive regulation of polyamine transmembrane transport
Cellular component (GO): cytoplasm
Molecular function (GO): ornithine decarboxylase activity; ornithine decarboxylase activator activity
Source: RefSeq, a predicted model, not a curated record
UCCCUUCAUUUCUAAACACUUCUCAAGAGUAACAACGAGCGGACAUUUACACAGCUCUCGUCAGCCAAACAUAUGGCAAAAAUAUACGUUGUUCUUUCUUUUUAUGUGGUGUGCACUCCAUUUUAAAAAUUCCGCCGAAAAAGAGAAGACGAUUUUCCGAAACAUUUUCGCCGUUAUCUCACGGCUUCCUCUUCUCUUUACAGGUGUAUAACUGCUACCCAGAAGGCCUAGGGGCGGCCCUUUACCGGGAGCGCUUUGACUUCAACGCUGAGCCGCCUUGGGAUCCCAGCUGAUAGCGGGACACGGCCAUCUACAGACUUGCCCAUGACCCACGGCUCAGUCGCGACUUUGACCUGACUACUACUUCUUUAUGAUUGUCUGCUGAAUACGGGUUGAGAUGAAAGGACUCGCUGACGAACCAAACCACACGAUCGAACUCCUGGAGGGAGGAACCACUCUGGAAGAUGUCAUCGAUGGACAUGUUUACGAACAAGCUCUGGCUGAAAAGAGUGUGUUUGUAGUGUCUGACCUUGGGUCCCUGAUGAGACAGCAUGUCCAGUGGCAGCUCACCAUGCCCCAGAUCAGGCCCUACUACCAGGUCCAAUCCAACAGCAGCCCGGUUGUCAUCGAGGUUCUGGCCUCUCUCGGCCUCGGCUUCGUCUGUGCUAACAAGGCUGAAGUCAGUCUGGUGUUGGAACACGGCGUGCCCCCUGAACACAUCAUCUUCUCUGGAGUUUGCAAACAGCUGUCCCACAUCAAACACGCAGCCAAGAAUGGCGUCGACCUCUUGGUGUGCGACAGCGAGACGGAACUCUGCAAGAUAGCCCGUUCUCACCCCAACGCCAGGCUGCUGGUUCAGGUAACUACCUGGGCCCUGGCAGCAGAGACCAGCAUGGAGUUUGGCUGCUCUCUGAAGAGCUGUCGGCGCCUGCUGGAGACGGCCAAGCACCUGGGGGUGCAGGUGGUGGGCGUUACGUUCCACAUUCCCAGCUCCUGCAAGGACCUGCAGGCCUACACCCACGCUCUGUCGGAUGCCCGCUGUGUGUUUGACAUGGGGGCAGAGUUGGGGUUCAACAUGAGCAUCCUGGAUAUUGGUGGUGGAUUCUCUGGCUCAGAGUUUCAGCUCAAACAGGUUCAUACCGCUGUCACACUGCUGCUGGAUGCCUACUUUCCCACGCUGUCUGGCGUGCAGGUCAUCGCUCAGCCUGGUAGCUACUACGUCUCCUCUGCCUUCACUCUGGCUGUCAAUGUCAUCGGCAAGAAGGUUGUGGCCCGGGACUGGAACGGCCUCGCUCAGGAUGAGCUGACGCCAGAUGACGAGCCAGAGUUCCUGUACUACCUGAACGAUGGCGUCUACGGGUCUUUCUCCAGCAAGCUGCUAGGAAGCACCAUCCCUGCCCCGGCUGUGCACAAGAGGGGGUCUACGGCGGAGGAGCCAGUGUUCUCCAGCAGCCUGUGGGGUCCAUCAUGUGACAGCCUAGACCAGCUGGUAGACCACUGCCUGCUGCCUGAGCUCAGCCCUGGAGACUGGCUGGUCUUUAACAACAUGGGGGCUGCUGGGCUGGGGGACCUGUCCUCCUUCAGUGACCCCUCAGCCAUCAGACCACCUGUCUACUACACUGUCUCCACUGCUGACUGGUACAACAUACAGGAGGCAGGGAUCGCUGUGGACAACAUCAUGAAGAACUUCUCCAUGGUCCUGUACGGUGCAUAGCUCUGUCCCCCUCCGUUGUGACCUCCCAGAGAGAGAUCUCCUGGGCUUUCAGUGGGCAACAUUCCAACAGCCUUGGAAAAUGCAGUGUUCAACUUUCCAGGAAGGUUGAAAUAGACUUGUGAUUUCCUGGGAACAGAAAACGAUUUAUUGGUGACCCAUACCUCAAUUCUCAAUUUGUUUAGGAAAAAAUAAAAAGAUCAACGUUUUAUCCCUCUUCCUCCUCGCCCCUCUUCCUCCUCAGUCAGUUAGAAAACACGUUUAUCCCUCUUCCUCCUCGCCCCUCUUCCUCCUCAGUCCCCCCUCCUCCUCAGUCAGUUAGAAAACAACACGUUUAUCCCUCUUCCUCCUCGCCCCUCUUCCUCCUCGCCCCUCUUCCUCCUCUUCAGUCAGUUAGAAAACACGUUUAUCCCUCUUCCUCCUCGCCCCUCUUCCUCCUCGCCCCUCUUCCUCCUCUUCAGUCAGUUAGAAAACACGUUUAUCCCUCUUCCUCCUCGCCCCUCUUCCUCCUCAGUCCCCCCUCCUCCUCAGUCAGUUAGAAAACAACACGUUUAUCCCUCUUCCUCCUCGCCCCUCUUCCUCCUCAGUCCCCCCUCCUCCUCAGUCAGAUAGAAAACAACACGUUUAUCAGUAACAUAUGCAACAAAAUGGAUGACUGUGUAGAUGGAACCCCGCUUCCUAACCAGGUUUAUUCAUUAGAUAGUUUACAUAAAUGUGUAAUUGGUUCAUUUCUAUUAUAUAUUGAUUACCUGUUGACAGUCGUGUAAAAAUCACUUGUCUGUUCAACAUGAUGAUGCAUUUGUCUAUAGAAGAUGAUUCGCCAGGUUUAAUAUUUAAAAUCAGUACUACAUUUUUUGCUUUUGAUCCCAUAGUCUAGUGAUGUUAACUUUAACCCAUUCUUGAUUUACGUUUCGUAUUUUAUUUGGGUUUAUUAAUUGCAUUUUUGUAAAAUAAUAUGGAGCAUGUGUGAGCUCCAGCCAACAUUUCCCCAAGUACAUGCGGUUUUACUUAGCAAUAUCUUCCGUGGGAGUACUGUUGUCUGUUUGAACGCUACGUGGAUAACUGUGAUUCCAUUGCGACAUCUUAACGUUCCUACUUGGUGAGAGGGGCAUUGGAAGGAUUUGUUGAAGUGAUUUCUGAUCAGAGGAACGCCCACAGUCUGAACAGAACUAGCUGGGUUCUGUUUUGCUAAUGUACAGACAGAACUUUACCAGGCUAGCAGACAGUGGUCCUCGGUUUUCGAAUUCCUUUCGAGGUAAGUGUUCUGGACGGCAAAGACCCCUACAGCGUUACAGCCCAUGGCUUUCACUCUGAGCAUGCUGUAUAGCUUCUCUGCUGGGUUAGAGAUACAACUAACAUCAGCCUUGAGGCUUGGACACACUUGGAACAUUUAGUUUUUUUAUAAACCUUUCAACCACAAGUGUGUUACAAGGCCUUGUUCUCUGUCGCCACAGAACAUAGCAGUACACCAAUAGACUUCAUUUUUAUGUGGAUCUAGCUUCUCAUGCCUCUCUUCCUGUAUGGUGGUCUAACAUGGAGUCUUGUACGGUUUUAAUGUCUAAAUAAGGUGACCACAGCUGGACCCAUAUCUGGUUGGUGCUCUUUCCAUUGCUCAUUGUCAAUCCCAAGCUGUUUGCCGUGACAAGGAAGUGGGCAUGACUGGCGCAAACAGACUGGCACUCAAGCAAGACCAUACCUGACUGAACUCUUAACUGUCUCCCUUGUUGGAAAAGUAAAGUACUGGAAAUUACUUUCUAAGGCACUAAUGGACCAUAUCCUAUUUUUUACUGUAAAUUGUGCUUGUUAAAGUAAUGCAAGUGAUUAAUUUAAUACAUCUUUUGGACUGAAA